Messenger RNA from Hyaena hyaena (striped hyena), 2142 nucleotides. RefSeq names its product RAD51 recombinase (gene RAD51). Gene Ontology annotation, cellular component: condensed nuclear chromosome. NCBI's taxonomy places the organism in Eukaryota, Metazoa, Chordata, Mammalia, Carnivora, Hyaenidae. The record is from RefSeq and is a predicted model, not a curated record. Gene Ontology annotation, molecular function: ATP binding; ATP-dependent DNA damage sensor activity; ATP hydrolysis activity. The transcript has 10 exons. The coding region runs from base 456 to 1475 and encodes 339 amino acids. Gene Ontology annotation, biological process: mitotic recombination; double-strand break repair via homologous recombination; reciprocal meiotic recombination.
UCUCUGAAAACUGCAGAGAGAGAAGUUCAUAACAACAAGCAAGGUGAAAGUUCUCUAGGCCAAUCUCUGGGGCUGGCGAACAGCGUCGGACCGGACUAGAAGGCAGAGCCGCGGAGGGCGGGGAGACGUUACGUUGACGCUGGCGUGACCCAGCCUGAGAAGUUGGCGGGAUCACCGAAAGCUGCAGCCCCGAGCGCGCGCUGUGGCCUGAAACCGAGGGCUGAGGAGAGCGGAGACGCACCCGGAGUGGGAUAGUUGGGAGCCACGUUUCGCCUGGGUGGCGCCCAGAAGGCCGGAACAAGUGGGCCGCAAGCGAAGGGGUCUGGGGUCCGUCCCGGUCGGGUGCGGACCGAGGCAGCGGACGGAAGUCGGAGCUCUCAGCCCGUCGGAGCGAGGAGCGCCGCGGACCGAGAAAUAAAUAAAACAUUAAAAAAGAAAAGAAAAAACCCUGAGGAAUGGCUAUGCAAAUGCAGCUUGAAGCAAAUGCAGAUACUUCAGUGGAAGAAGAGAGCUUUGGCCCACAACCUAUUUCACGAUUAGAGCAAUGUGGCAUAAAUGCCAAUGAUGUGAAGAAAUUGGAAGAAGCUGGAUUCCAUACUGUGGAGGCUGUUGCCUAUGCACCAAAGAAGGAACUAAUAAAUAUUAAGGGGAUUAGUGAAGCCAAAGCUGAUAAAAUUCUGACUGAGGCAGCCAAGUUAGUUCCAAUGGGUUUCACUACUGCAACUGAAUUCCACCAAAGGCGAUCAGAGAUCAUACAAAUUACUACUGGUUCCAAAGAACUUGACAAACUACUUCAAGGUGGAAUUGAGACUGGAUCCAUUACAGAAAUGUUUGGAGAAUUCCGAACUGGGAAGACUCAGAUCUGUCAUACAUUGGCUGUAACAUGCCAGCUUCCCAUUGACCGAGGUGGAGGAGAAGGAAAGGCCAUGUACAUUGACACUGAAGGUACCUUUAGGCCAGAACGGCUGCUAGCAGUGGCUGAGAGAUAUGGUCUCUCUGGCAGUGAUGUCCUGGAUAAUGUAGCAUAUGCUCGCGGGUUCAACACAGACCACCAGACCCAGCUCCUUUAUCAAGCAUCAGCCAUGAUGGUAGAAUCUAGGUAUGCACUGCUAAUUGUAGACAGUGCCACUGCCCUCUACAGAACUGACUAUUCGGGUCGAGGGGAGCUCUCAGCCAGGCAGAUGCACUUGGCCAGGUUUCUGCGGAUGCUUCUGCGACUUGCUGAUGAGUUUGGUGUAGCAGUGGUGAUCACCAACCAGGUGGUAGCCCAAGUGGAUGGAGCAGCCAUGUUUGCUGCAGAUCCUAAAAAACCUAUUGGAGGAAACAUCAUUGCUCAUGCCUCAACAACCAGACUGUAUCUGAGAAAAGGAAGAGGGGAAACCAGAAUCUGCAAAAUCUACGACUCUCCCUGUCUUCCUGAAGCUGAAGCUAUGUUUGCCAUCAAUGCAGAUGGAGUGGGGGAUGCCAAAGACUGAAUCACUGGGGUUUUUCCUGUGAUAAAGCUAAGUCCUACAGCAUGGAGUGGACUGCUCCCUGGGAGUUCUUCACAGGCCUCUUCCUGUUGUGACUGCCAGGAAAAGGCUUCCGGAAAAACAGCUAUUAUAUCAGCUUUUCUGAUGGUGUAAACAGGAGACAGAUCAGUAAUCACAAACUGAUCUGAAAUGUUUAUUCUGUCUGGAGUUUACUAAUCUCUAUGUGAACUAUUUUGGGGCAAGUAAGGAAUACCUUUGACAUUGUGCCUUAGGAUUGACUUGGGACUAAUAGCUGUCUCUUGGACAAUCUUUAGUUCCCUUGGAGACAAAAGCUGGGGGGACUGGAUGGACUCUUCUCUCACUAUCUGAAUAAUGUUGAAAUGCCUGGGUAGCAAAGGAAGUGGGUCUCCUCACAGGUUUUUUUGGCAUGUCAGUAAAACUCUGUCAGAAGUAGGUUUUUAAGUUAGUUUGCCUAAAUUAUAUAACAAUUGUUUUAUUUAAGGGCUACUGAGCAGGCCUACUGGGCCACCAGCCCUUCAAUAUCUAUCUAUGUGCUUGUUUUUUUAACUGCUAAGAGUAACUCAAGGUAAUUCUGGAAUCUUAAACAUUUCAGAAGCUCUUUAAGUAGAUUUAGUAUGGGGCUACUAAUAAAGUAGUUAUUUGUGCUAUU